Messenger RNA from Solanum verrucosum, 1551 nucleotides. RefSeq names its product UPF0481 protein At3g47200-like. Lineage: Eukaryota; Viridiplantae; Streptophyta; Magnoliopsida; Solanales; Solanaceae. The transcript has 2 exons. The record is from RefSeq and is a predicted model, not a curated record. The coding region runs from base 1 to 1551 and encodes 516 amino acids.
AUGGCUCAUCAUACUGAGAUUGUGCCAAUAGAUCAACUUUCUCUAAGAGAAGCUACAAAAGAUGAGAUAGACAAGGGGAGGAAAGUGGAUCAUUUGAUCGAGAUUAAGGAAACAAAAGGUCAAGAUCAAUUAGUGUUACAAACUAUGAAAUCCGCAAAUCAAAUCUUUGAUGAAAAAUUUAAGUAUUUGGACAAUACAUGUAUCAAAUCCGCGACGAUAUUUAGAGUAAAUAUGGGAUUACGAAAAUCAAAUCCAAAUGCUUAUACACCAAUGUUGAUCUCCAUUGGUCCUUACCAUAAAAGGAAUCAUGAACUUAGUUCGAUGGAGAAGUACAAAUUGUUGUACCUACAACGAUUUCUCCAACGAAAAGAGGGGCUUGAUGUUGAAAGUUGCAUUAGUGCAUUGGAGAAAAAGAAAGAUGAAGCACUAAAAUGUUAUGAUGAUAACCUUGACAAUGAUAUUGUUGACAAGUUUUCAGAAAUGUUGUUGCUUGAUGGUUGUUUUGUGGUUGAAUUUAUUCGAGAGUACUAUGCAACUGAGGAAAAAGAAGAAGAAGAAGAAGAAGACAACGACAACAUCAUCAACUUGGAAUGGAUGAAGAAACAAGUAUGUCGAGACAUGGUGUUACUAGAAAAUCAACUCCCUUUCUUUGUACUUACCAUGCUUCAUAACAUGACAAAGCAUCAUAAAGAAGUGAGCUUCUUGUAUAUGGUGAGAAAAACCUUACUUGAUACUUUCCCAAAGGCGAAAUUCAUACCCCCAUCAGAAAUUCACAAUUUUAAUACAGAACGAUUCAAUCAUUUAGUUCAUGUAAUACACAUGUUUUGUCGACCAUCAGAUCAUCAUGAUGGUAUGAAAGAUAAACAAAACAAAAAUGCUAGCACACCAAAAGAAUGUUGCAAGAUAACAUUUUGUGACAACGUUUUGCAAUUAACCAAGUCAAAAGAAACUCCCAAAGUCCUUGGUUUAUGGGAUUGCUAUCAUAUUCCAAGUGUAACAGAGCUUUACGAUGCUGGAGUUAGAUUCAUAAGAAUAGGAUAUGUGCAAGAAAAUAAGGAGGAUAAAACAACAUUAUUCGAUAUCAAGUUUGAGAAGGGAAUUAUGAAAAUUCCUUGUUUUGCAAUCGAGGAUACUAUGGAAACCUUCAUGAGAAAUUUGAUAGCUUAUGAGCAACAUUCCUCUAAAGUAGAUGUAUAUCCUUUUUUUUCAAACUACGCACAUAUAAUGACUCAACUUAUUGGCUCACAUAGAGAUGUGCAGUUUCUUCGCAAAGAGAAAAUCAUCCUUAAGGACAUAGGGGAUGACAAACAAGUGGCCAGCAUUUUCAAGAAACUUUCAGAUGGGGUGGAAAUCACAAGCUUUUAUUACAUAAAAGAAUGCAGCAAAUUGAUUCAACAUUGUGAUAAGCCAUGGAGUCAAAUGAAGGCUAGUUUAAGGCACAACUAUUUCUCGAGUCCUUGGGUAGGAGCUUCAACUGUGGCAGCUAUAACACUUCUUGUACUCACUGUUAUACAGACUGUUCUGGCUUUUACUGGUGACGUUAUGAAGUAA